GUAGCCGAAAAUUCAAGCGAAGGGCAGGAGGAACCGAGGCUUGUCUAGCCGAACCGAGCGCGCGGGAAGCGAGCAUCGUCCGUCGCCCAAAAACCGUGGCCGCACAUCCUCCGUCGCACCUGUUGUUUUCCCUUUUCCCGCCAAGUUCGUCCAAAAAACGUGGCUGCACAUCAUCCGUCGCACCUGGUGUUAUCGCUUUUCACGGGGAGACAUGCGAUCGAGCGGGAAGAGAGCAAUAGCAAAAGCAAAAGCAAGCUGAGGGUGGUCGCGGGAAACGGCAGGAGGUGGAGGUGAUGGCGGGAGUUCAGUCGGCGACCGUGCGGACUCUCCUGGGAAGCAGGCAAGCAAUAGAACGUACUUCAUCAGCUUCGGCCGCCAUCGCCGAUCUUCCACGUUCGUCUAGGGUGCUCAUCAGCCAAUGGACAAACGACGGACGACUUGCGUCCCUCCGAACGGAACUGCGACCCCCCGCCCGGUCGAGGGACGUGCGACCGGUCGUGCAGUCCACUGCUGGUGAGUGUGUCAGUUGCCGCCACCUAAGGAGAAGGAAGAAAAGGUUGGGAAAGGUGGUACUUGCUGUAAGACUGGGCUACAGCAGACACUUGCAGCAACGAGGAGGAGCAGGAGGAGGAGGAGGAGGAGUGAGAGAGGGGUGGAUAGACUGUGUAUACCGGAGAGGUAAGAACGUGAAGAUCGACCGCAGGGAGGCGGCGUCGGGAUCUCAGACGUUGAUUGGGCGAUUGGGUGGCGGGAAGGCAAUUGGGUCGGGAUCUCUGCCAUCAUGGUGUCAGAUUGGACCGGCGGUCGCGGCAAAGGGUAGGGGGAGUGGGGUAAGGACGGGGAGAGGUUGGAUUGCAGCUGCUGCAGCCGGAGAUGGGGAAAGACCGACACCUGAGUCCUUCGAUGAUGGAGAGGAGAAGGCAUGGAGGGACCGAGAAUCGUCCUCGGGCACCAGCAGCGGGGGUGACCUUGCGAUCCUGUUGGAAAUCGACGGUGUUCUGGCGGAUGUGCACGAGAUGGGUCAUCGGCAGGCCUUCAAUGACGCGUUCGCCUUGCUGGGAUUAGAAUGUGCCACGUGGGCCGAUAAGGUGUAUGCUGACCUGGUACUUCGAUGUGGUGGGGAUGAGAGCUUGAUGGUCCGUGCCUUCUUUGAUCGGAUUGGCUGGCCGAUGUCCGUAGCGACUAAGGAUAAGGAUAUUUUCGUGAAGAAAGUACUGAUGUUGAAGCAGUCCAAGUUUGAGGAGAUUGGUGUCACGGGUUCGAUUCCCCUCCGACCGGGGGUGGAGGAUUUCAUCGACGAGGCGAAGGCCUCCGGGGUGCCCGUGGCCGUGAUUAAGGCGGGAAACAGAUCGGGAGAGGUGAUUGCAUCGUCCUUGAUGGGGAAGCUGCGAGAAGAUACGGUGGAGAAGUUGAUAGUGGUAGGGGAGGAGGAGGUGGCGGGCAGUGCGUACACUCAGGUGGCAGUGUCCAGCGGGGGGAUAACGUCCCCUGCGCAGGACGCGCUGGCCAGUCUCGCGCAGAAAGCAGUGUUGGCGGAGAAACAGAGAGUCGCGUCGGAAAUCGCGGCGAUCUUAAGCGUAAGCGUCGGGAUCGAGACGGGAGGAGCGCUGGCGGCGAUGGACGGGGAAGGGGAAGGAGAGGGAGAGGGAGAGGGAGAGGGAGAGGGAGAGAGAGGCGGGGCGGGAGGAGGAGGAGGAGGCGGAGGGGAGGCGCGGACUGUGGCUGGCGGAGGUGGGGCAAGCUCUGUACAAGUGGCGGGGCUGCUCACCGCUGUGGAACUCCUCGGUGUUCCGCGGGAGAAUUGCGUGUUGCUUGCCGGUAGCAAGUUGGGAUUGGAAGCCGGACUGGCAGCCGGGAUACCGACGGUCAUCGUGAAGACGAAGCUGACAGCGAGGGGAGAGUUCCCGGAAGCGCUAGCGUCGUUCGACAGCUUCGGAUUUGGCGAUGGCGUCAAACUGCCGCAGCUCCGCGCAAUCUUGCGAACAUGGAGGGAGUCCAUGUCAUCCAACAGGGGCCGAUCACGGACAUCCGCGUAGUAAUCCACCGUUUUGUGUCUUCCGUUAUGGCCCUUUUGCCGCUCAGGAUCUGGUCUCGUAGAGCUCUCCUCCUCAAUUCUUCAGAGGGCCCUCAAGGCCGUAUCUUGGAGAGAUCUUUACACCCUGCACUGUAAUCCAAGUUCAUCUUGAGUCGGCAAAGCGUGUACAGCCGCAAACGAACUCCCAACCUCUGAUCGCGCUCGCAUCUAGUGCUCGCCUGUCUUCCACGUGUUAUGUGGUUUGAGCGUUUCCCAUGUUUUGUCCAAGUACCAAAGUCAAGUACCUUCAAGUUGUGCCAAAUAGUCGGCAUCAGUUUGUUCAGAGUGCCUGCAACACUAUUAGGGGGGGUCGACUGGGUUGCAGAUGGCUUUGUCGUUGUGUUUCUUCACCAAUGGCGGACAAUCAUCUGGUGACAUCCUGGCUCUUGACGGGGCGUGAACCAAGAGUCUGCUGGGUUGUUUUCCAUAAACUGUGGCUUCUUGGAUCGACUUUGAAGGGGCAGAGUGGAGAGAAGAGAGCAACUCAAGAGUACCACAUGGUUCCAUGCAUCUGCACAGCUUUCAGUUCUGUAUAAUAAAUUAAUAAUUGCAUUAUAUAACACGUACUAGGGCAUUCGAUUGCAACCACACGCAACAUUACAAUUCACUGACAGGUUCCCAGCACGUGCGGCUCCCCACGAAUAGAUUGGAGCAUUGUUCCCAAAAAAAAAAAAAAAAAAACAAACAAACAAACAAACAAUUCACUGACAGGCUAUCAAACCAUAAAGGUAAAGAUAAUUUAUGUGAGGUUGCAAUCGAAUGUUAUGGCCUUAGGGCCAGAGUCACCAAUCAGCAGAAAACAGUGUGAGGAGACAAGAAACAGAGGCUGAUGCAAAGCAUGUCUUAAACUACUUUGGCAUAAUCAGGGUCUUGUGUCUCUUUUGUCUGUAUCUGUCUUCCUGUGUCCGUCAUACCAUUCGAUUGCAAGCACGCUGUGUUGAAACUUAUCACAGAUGUUUGUGACUUCCUGCCCUGCCCUCUUUCUCAUGCUCAAAAAAAAAGUGAUACCCUCAUUCUCAAUUUCUCGUCCUCAAAACCUCGUAACGGGGUGGUGGUCCCGGCGUUCUCAUGGUCAAGGAGAGAGCUACAAAUAUCUGGCGGGGAAAAUUUAACCCACCUUCCCGUUCCCUCUACAAGUAAAGGACCAACAUAUCCACCUAUACGUACCGAGCACCUUCUGUAUUAUGUCCGCCUAGCUCCUCCUCGUCAUCGGCAUCGCCGUUAUCAUAUUUUGAAUCAACUGCCAGCCACAGAAAGAGAUGUUAAUCUCCUUUGCGCUUGGUGCUGUCCUCGCAAUCUGUCUUCGAGGGUGCCUGCUCUCCUGUUUCCAACCCACACCCCCGUUCACAACCGUCGUCGCACCAGCUGCAUGAUCUGUCUUGUGAACAUUGAAGCAGCCUUGUACUACCCACUUACAGUGUUGUGUGGCAACAUCCCUCGCUCAGCACCGCGAACGUAAAAAGAAGCAUCAUCGCGUCUAUACCUCAUACUGCGGACACUGAAAAAGCCUUUGCAGUAGUUAACCACUAAAAGCAUUAAGUCA
This is a messenger RNA of Chara braunii, 3617 nucleotides long. NCBI's taxonomy places the organism in Eukaryota, Viridiplantae, Streptophyta, Charophyceae, Charales, Characeae. The record is from the annotation of a GenBank genome assembly.